Molecule: messenger RNA, 1530 nt
Organism: Physella acuta
Lineage: Eukaryota; Metazoa; Mollusca; Gastropoda; Physidae
Product: carbohydrate sulfotransferase 11
Biological process (GO): carbohydrate biosynthetic process
Cellular component (GO): membrane
Molecular function (GO): sulfotransferase activity
Source: RefSeq, a predicted model, not a curated record
AAAACAGAAGUUAUGGUGGACAUAAGAAUAAUAUACUUGAUGUGUAUUACAGUCAAUAGACCAACACAAGUUGAAAAGUCAAUCUAAUUAUUUGCUUUCUUGUGGACGAAAACUGGGACACACUUUUCUUCAAAAUAGAUGAGACUCCGGCAUUCUUCUGUGAGCUGUCAGCUGCUGCUCGGAAUUUGCUUUGGAGCAGCCCUCGUUCUACUGUACAACAACCUAAUCUUUACCAAGCCAAACGUGCAAAAUGACAAUUUAAAGAAAAGAUUUUUUUUUAAAGAUCACGAGACAGAGCAAGUUCUAUAUGAAGUUGUUCAAAAAAUUUGUCAUCAAAAUAUUUCGAGCGGUCCAGGUCUUUACCAAACUAAACCAUCGCUUGACACAUCUGAUAUUCGGAAUAACGUCGAGAACAUUCCUCCAUACUACAACGAUUGGCCAGGUGCAGUCAACAGCUGGAGGAAUCACACUCGGCUUGCUUGCUCCAGCCUGGGUAUCAACACUAAUCCAGCUGAGAUACAGCCCCAUAUGGUCGACAAGGUGCUGGUAGAUGAUCAACACAAGAUCCUAUACUGUCAAAUCGCAAAAGUUGCAUCUACAAAUAUUGGAAAAAUAUUUGCAGUUAUAGCAGGCAAAACGAAUAGUUCAAAUCCCAGUCAAAUCCCAUCCGAGGACGUCCAUUACAAACUGAAUAAGCUGCAGGCACACCUCAGCGCAUUACCGCUGCCAGAAAUAAUUCAAAGAGUGAAAAACUAUUAUAAAUUCGUCUUCGUCAGAGAUCCUUUUGAACGCCUAAUAUCGGCGUACCGAAACAAAUUCUUGAGACCGGCGUCUAGUUACUUCGCUUACUUAAACAAAAAGCUUGUGUCAAAGUAUAGAACUAAUUUAACAGAAACAGGUGGUGUAACGUUUACAGAGUUUGUCAGCUACUUGCUUGACCAGGAACGGAAAGUUCCUAUGAACGGCCACUGGCAGCCCUUCUAUGAGCUUUGUUUCCCGUGUCAGAUCAAUUAUGAUUAUGUGGGAAAACUAACAAGUUUCGGGAAAGACAUGACCCAUAUAUUAAAAGAAACGAGACUAACUGGAAUGGUACAGAUUUCCAAUGAAUCAACAGUGCACAGUUUUCAUAAAACAGAUCUGUUCUUAAAAAAAUUCUACUCCCAGUUGUCCAAACCUGUCUUAAGGAAACUUUACCAAAUGUAUUUUCCAGAUUACGCUAUUUUUAACUUUCACCUUCCAAAUGUUAUUAAAACGAUGUUAGUUUAAUUAAAUGCUACAGUCUAACCGGAAUACGUGUUUUUUUCACAUUUUCCUCUUCAAACCUGUUUAAGAAGUAUUCAUUCAGCGAUUGUUUGUGCAUUAUCAUUAAGAAAACCUUAAGAUUAUAACGUAACUUAUUUGGCCAACGUUAGUUGUAUUCUAAACCACAAACACUAUUUGUAACUGUCUUUUACUUGUGAGGUAACUAACACUAUCUGUUUUAUUACUUAUGGCAUUUUAACAGUUCGAAUGGCCCUUGCAAGUUUACUG